Molecule: messenger RNA, 2340 nt
Organism: Trichoplusia ni (cabbage looper)
Lineage: Eukaryota; Metazoa; Arthropoda; Insecta; Lepidoptera; Noctuidae
Gene: ArgRS
Product: arginine--tRNA ligase, cytoplasmic
Exons: 1
Coding region: 161-2212 (683 amino acids)
Biological process (GO): arginyl-tRNA aminoacylation
Cellular component (GO): cytoplasm
Molecular function (GO): arginine-tRNA ligase activity; ATP binding
Source: RefSeq, a predicted model, not a curated record
ACACCAGCAGAAUUGUGACAGCUGUCAGCGUGUAUGUAGCGGUGGCAUAACCUUAAAUCUAUUUCUAUUUAUAUCGGGUUUUGAGAGAAAUACAUCUAAAUAGAAACAAUACUAUAUAUUGAAUCAAUACUUGUACCCCGUUGCACUUGUUGUAUGCAAGAUGGCUGAGCAGGAGCAGAAGAAUUUGGAGGAACGUACAAUUCGAGCCGAAAAGGAUGCAAAGGCCAUUGAGGAGGAGUUGGACAAAAUAUCCAAAGGCGACCUCAGUUACAUUGGCGACCCUCGGCUAGAAAAACUAUAUUCUGAGAAUGAGAAGCUCAAACACCGCUUAGUUAUCUUAGAAAAUGCGAUUAAAGCCGAAAGUUCGGGGUCUCAGAAGCCAGCUGUCAGUAAAGAGAAGAAACUUCCCACCCUAAUAACAGACAUCAACUCUGUGGAAGGCAACAUAUGCAUCGUAGAUGAACUUAAAAACAUAUUUGAAUUCGCUAUUGGAUCUGCCUAUCCAGAUUUAGAGGAUCCACCAAUUGUAAUUACAUUGUCAGGUAACAAUCCUAAAUUCGGAGACUAUCAAUGUAAUUCAGCAAUGCCUAUCUCACAAUUACUCAAGGCUAAGAAUAUUAAAUCUAAUCCGCGGGAAGUGGCUAACAACAUCUUAAACAAAACACCAUCAUCACCAUUUAUUGAGAGAAUAGAAGUAGCGGGAGCAGGUUUCUUGAAUAUAUACAUCAACAAAACGAUUGCUGAACAUGUUAUGAAUUGUAUCCUACGGUUUGGAGUUAAACCGCCCCCUGUGAAGAAAGAGAGGGUUAUAGUUGAUUUCUCAUCUCCCAACAUAGCUAAGGAGAUGCACGUUGGUCAUUUGAGAUCCACUAUAAUUGGAGACAGCAUUUCUCGCAUACUAGAGUACUUGGGCCAUGAUGUCCUUAGGCUGAAUCACUUAGGAGACUGGGGUACUCAGUUUGGAAUGUUGAUUGCUCACUUACAAGACAAAUAUCCCAACUUCAAAACCCACUCACCCCCAAUCUCAGAUCUACAAGCAUUCUAUAAAGAAUCUAAGAAAAGGUUUGAUGAAGAUGAAGAGUUCAAGAAGAGGGCAUACGCUUGUGUUGUCCAGCUGCAGUCCCAUCAACCAGAUUACAUAGCCGCAUGGAAACUGAUAUGUGAAGUGUCUCGCCAGGAAUUCCAGAAGAUUUAUGACCGACUUAACAUCAAUCUAAUUGGUCGAGGGGAAUCUUUCUACCAAGACAGAAUGGACGCUGUUGUCAAACAGCUCAAGGAUGGUGGCUACUUGGAGGAAGAUGAAGGGCGACUCAUUAUGUGGGGGGAUCCUGUGAAGAAAGAUGGCAUACCACUAACAGUAGUCAAGUCUGAUGGUGGCUACACAUAUGACACAUCUGACAUGGCAGCCAUAAAGCAGAGGGUGGAAGAAGAAAAGGGCAACAGGUUUAUCUAUGUUGUAGAUGCUGGACAGUCCACACAUUUUGUCACCAUAGAUGCAUGUGCUCGAAGGGCUGGCAUACUUAAAAACUCACAGAAGAUAGAAUUUGUUGGCUUUGGUGUUGUUCUAGGAGAAGAUAAAAAGAAGUUCAAAACUAGGUCUGGUGACACAAUUAAACUAUUAGACUUGCUUGAGGAAGGUCUCAAGAGGUCGCUAGACAAAUUGAUCGAAAAAGGACGAGACAAAGUCCUGUCGCCUGAAGAACUGAAACUUGCACAAGAAGCAGUUGCUUAUGGGUGCAUCAAGUACGCUGAUCUCUCACACAACAGGGUAAACGAUUAUGUGUUCUCUUUUGAUAAGAUGUUGGAUGACAAGGGUAACACAGCUGUGUACCUGUUGUAUGCUCUGACACGGAUCAGGUCAAUCGCAAGGACGGCGCAGAUCUCGUUCGACCAGCUUUUGGCUGAGGUUGAUAAGACUGGCUUUAAGUUUGGCCAUGAAGCUGAAUGGAAACUGGGCAAAGUCUUACUUCGAUUCCCAGAAAUUAUACUGAAAGUAUCAAAUGAUCUCUACCUUCACAGCUUAUGUGAAUAUUUAUAUGAAAUAUCUUCAGCAUUCACAGAGUUCUAUGAUAAAUGCUACUGUGUCGAGAAGGACAAGGAAGGUAAGAUCGUCAACAUCAUCUACACCAGGCUGAUGCUGUGUGAAGCCACUGCCAGGGUUAUGGAGAAGAGCUUAGACAUUCUUGGAAUCAAAACUGUCUCUAAAAUGUAAUGUAACUACUUAAAGUAGAAACUUAACUUUUGAAAUACGUGUGUCACUUCUAAUUUAUACUUACCAGUAAUUUGUAUUAUUAUACUAUACCUAAAGGUUUUUACAUUAAAUAAUAAGACAGAAACGUG